UCUAAAUUUAAAAGAUGGUUUGUUUUUCACUCAACAAAACAAUUACAGAUAUAGAAGAUCUAAUCUUUCACCCCUGUUUAGAUGAGAUAGAUAUAACACAAGAAACAGAACUAGAAAUCUACAAACGUAAAACUUAAAGGAUCUGAUAACGUGGGAAUAGUUAUAUGCAACACCUGUGAUACAUAUUUGCCAUGCAGUUGUAUACGUGUUUAAAUUCCACCUCUCCAACAAUCUCCUUUGCCCCACAAAAGGCCAUUUCAAAAUUCCAACACCUAAAAAGCACAAAAUUUUCAACGAACUCUACUACUUACUGCACCUGAAAAUCGUAGAGAGAGAUAUAGAGAUGGGAAGCAAUGAGGAGUGGAGGAAAAAUGCAGAUACGCACAAAAUGAAGCCUGAGGAUGUAAAAGCAGCAGGAGUUGAAGCUUCCAAGAGGCCUCCAGGGCACCACCCAGGCACAGUCCUGCACCAGCGGCGGAGUCUCCCCUACAGCUACACCACCAUGACCGUUGCUGGCCUCCUUAUCGUCGGAACCAUCGGAUAUCUUACCUUAUAUACCUUGAAAAAGCCUGAAGCCUCUGCGAAAGAUGUUGCCAAGGUCGCUACCAAUGUUGCUGAACCUGAAGAAACCAAGCCCAGGAAGUAGCCUCCAUUGCUGCUGCUGGUGGGUGUGUUUCUUUCUUUCAUGUAGCCUUCUUUGUGAAAAAUUGGGCUCUCAAACUUCUACCUGUGUUAAAAUAAUUGGAAAUUGGAAUUGAACCCAAAUGAUAAAAAUUGAGCUUUAGAUUCCCAAAUUUGACAGUAAUACGAGUGUAGAUGUUCAAUUUUUAGGGCAUUUCAAAUUUCCAAUUUUCAGAAUACUAUAUGUUUAGUUUAAGGGCAUAAUAUAAGUUUAGUUUAAGGCUA
Molecule: messenger RNA, 906 nt
Organism: Cucumis sativus (cucumber)
Lineage: Eukaryota; Viridiplantae; Streptophyta; Magnoliopsida; Cucurbitales; Cucurbitaceae
Exons: 1
Coding region: 344-646 (100 amino acids)
Source: RefSeq, a predicted model, not a curated record